Molecule: messenger RNA, 3771 nt
Organism: Bemisia tabaci
Lineage: Eukaryota; Metazoa; Arthropoda; Insecta; Hemiptera; Aleyrodidae
Source: RefSeq, a predicted model, not a curated record
UUAUUUCUAUUUCCUCAAAGAAUUUUUCCUUCCGUUACUUCCCGACUCUCGAAGUCGCUGAACUUAAAUUUUGUCGUGUUGUUAGAUCUGUUUUUUGAAAAUAUCUCGCCAAAUUCCAGACCUACUUUAUUUGCACUUGUCCCAGGUGAACAACUAAAGGAGAAAAAGCACUUCAUUUAAGUUCUAUCCAUACAAUUUCAUGGACUUGUAGUGAAGUGUCUCAUAACUGCAGACCGAUGGCACGGAACCAGAAGGUGGCUUUGAUUGAAUCAACAAUCUUUCAUCCAUUUCCAACCGAAAAUGUUUUAACUCUUUGCUUUCUGGAUUACAUGUUUCAUUUUAUUUGAAGUAGGGCUCUGUGAGGGAGGUCCCAGGCUAUGGACGGGAUGGUGGAGGAAAACGGGACAGGAAGCGGUGACCCUUUAUCCUCCUCACCCAGUGCAAACACAACUAACGUCGCCACUUCAGUGCAGUCAGUUAUUCAAGCCAACCAGCAAUCAGUUAUUCAAACUGCAACAGGGAAUAUUCAACCUGCUGUGCUCACUAAAGGGAACGUCAUCCUAGUUAGCAAACCGAACUCUGUCAUUCAAACAACUCAAGGCAGUCUCCAAACCCUCCAGGUAGUUGUAGAAGCUAAUAGUGACGAUAGUUUAUCAGCAGAAGACGACUCAACAAGGAAACGAAGAGAUAUCCUCACAAGGCGGCCUUCCUAUAGAAAAAUUUUAAACGAUUUAGGCGGAGCAGAAAUAGCCGGCUGCAAAGUGGAGUCGUCAAAUUCAGAUUGUGAUUCUAACCUUGAUAGUGAAUUAUCUUCACAUUCCUUGCCUACGCACUACCCGACAGUAAUACCUGCAGGUUCAUUGCAACUCUGUAGUCAAGGAGAAGGAGCUCAAGGUAUUCAAUCAAUUACAAUGACAAAUGCAUCAUCAGGAGGGACAAUAGUCCAAUACGCCGGUCAAGACGGGCAAUUCUUCGUACCAGGUGAAAUUGUGGUGACGCAAGGAUCUACCCUACCUGGAGUACCUCUAAUGGCAGAGGAUCAAGCAAGGAAGCGUGAACUUAGGUUAUUAAAAAAUAGGGAAGCAGCACGAGAGUGCAGACGAAAAAAGAAGGAAUAUAUUAAAUGUCUAGAAAAUAGAGUUGCUGUACUUGAAAAUCAAAAUAAGGCCUUAAUAGAUGAGUUGAAAUCGCUGAAAGAGCUCUAUUGCCAGCAAAAAACAGAUUGAAAUAGCACUAGAGUAGGUAUAAAUAUAUGUAUACAUAUGUUUAUAAAUUUUAUUUUACCAUUUUAUGUUAAUGCAGUCAUUAUGAAUUAAGUCAUUGAAACCAGUUGCCUUCUAUUGAAAGUGAAAGAAAGAUAGGUUGUUGGCUUGCUCAUUAAUUUCGGCGGCUCAUUUGAACACCUGCUGCUAUCGGUAUAAAACAAAAAAACUGUCAAUUAUCAAGUUUCAUGCAUUGAAAACAAAACAGCCUCUGAUUAAUUUACCAAUCAAAGCCAAUCUUUCCAUACUGUGUUAUAAAUAUCUUAUCAAUGGUUCGUAAACUAUCAUUAUUGAUUAAAGUCUCUUCAGUCUUCGUCUUGACCGUGAAUUUAUAUUUUGAGUGCAAAACUUUCUCUGGGGUCAGUCACAAUUAAUGAGAUGAAGCAAAAAUUGGUCAUGUACUCACUUGCAUUAUAAUUGCUCUAUGCAUUUUGGGGUUUUGACUCCAUCUUCACCUGGAAGCGAACUUGCUGUAGGCUGACAAUGGAGCCACAGCUCCAAAACACGUCCUAUAGAAAAAUUAUAGUGCAAGUUAGUAAGGAACCAAAUUUACAAUUUUUUAACUCAUACUAUUCUUUAAGGAUUGCCCUCAAUUGUUUCUUAGGUCUCCAACAAUUUUUCAAUUUCAUUUUUCAUUUCUUUAUAAAGUCAAAAGUACCCUUUCCUGUUCUCUAGCUCAAGGACUUCUGGCUGAGUUAGCCGCCUCGCUUACUUUUACAAUGUCAAAAUUUAGGCAGGGGCUCUUGCUUAGUCUGAAAUGAAUUUUUUUUUAAAGUUAAUUCAAAAUUUUCUUGAUAUCACAAUUAACUUUAUCUCAACAGAUUGUCUCGGUAAGUCCUAAGAACCAUUUACAUUUUUAGAAUGCGAGGUGUUGGUAAAUUUUUUGUACUCAAUUCAAUUCCUCCUACAAAAUUUAAAGGUUCCUAUGUUCCAAACAAAAGAGUCUACAUCAAUGGGGUUUCUUUCAUGUCUCCCGUUAAUAAAUUCAAUUCCUCUUAACAAUCAACAAUUAAGAUAUCAUGAACACCAAUCAAUAGAUUGGGUGUAUGCUGUCUUAACAUUAUAUGGAUAUUGCGGGCAAAGCGUGAGAGGCAAAGUUUCCUUGUAGAAAAUAUUUCAAUAAAACCAAGUCAUUCCCUCCUAACAUGAUUUAAUCAAAUCUGGUUUUUGGCGGAUUUUAACGUAUCAAUUAUUGUGAUGUGUAUGUCAGGUCCAUCAUAUUGAUUUCCCAAGCAGUCUCCCUGCAUAGUAUGGAGCAGGUUGUCUGUCUUCAUCGCAUUUACUAGUGAGUAGUAGCCCCUUGUGUAAAGUGAUCAGCCGUAAUUAAUAGAAAGAGUUGACCUAUUCUUGUACAGUCUGUUUAAUACAUUAUUUUUGUAAGUUAUGAAAAACAUUUAAAUAUUUUAUGUACAGUAAAUAUUUGACCAAGCACCGUUGAAAUUACUGUGUCCCUUCUAUGAUAAUUUUGUCGGGAAUCGGCGUAUAAUCGAUGUAUUUUGUGAUUGUCCGCUUUCAAAUUUUUCCAAUUUCACGUCGAAAAUUGGAUGCAUGCAACUCGUGCACCUGGUGAAAAUGCUCCUCCAGCAGAAUCCCAACCUCCGAAAUUGUGGCUUGCCCUCUCUUUAUUUUGCCAAUAGUUGCAGUGAUCAAUUCACUCCUUUUCUCUUCAAUUUUCUGAUUCACAUUUCCACCACUUGGAAAUCAGAUUUUGGCAUUGAUACCAAUAGGCAGGUAUGGUUCGGUUUUACACUAUCACAUAACCGUGAAUUCGUUCAAUUGCUGACAAAACCCUGUAAGAUUUGCAUUUUUAAUUUGUAAAAGGUUUUUUUUCUGAUAUUUUAAAAGAUUCCUACUAUAUCAUCAAGAACCUAAGGAAUAAAAUCGUUCAGAAUAAUUUUUUAAUUUUUUGUCUCUGCAUAGUUGAUAUUACAUCAAAUUCAACUUCAUCCUAGGUUUAGUUUAAAACAGAGAGUUCUACCCUAUGAAAAUUAUAUUUUGACAGAAUUUACGAAACCUCAAGGUGUUACUUAGUGGUCAAAGAGCAAAAUUCAGAAAAGGUAGUAGACCUUCCAGUAAAUUCAAAAUGCACCACCUAUUUACCUUCGGUUGCAGAAUUUUUAGUCAAAAAAUGUGCUGAAAUUUUGACAAAUAGUUACUUCUACCUGUUCGCGUUUAAGUCAAAGCUGAGUGCAUUUGCAUUUAUUUUUAAGGCCACACUUGAAUUCACCGCAAAAAUCAAUGGUUCAAGACAUGCCCAGUCAAUCAAGAAUGUAACAGUGUUCAAACUUCGGGCCCUGAAGUGCUCAGCAUUAAAGAGAACAAAGCCACAACAAAUGGAAAAUUGGGGGGGGGGGAGAUAUGUUAAUUUUUAAAAUUAGUGGCUUUAGCCAGUGCUGUUACCAGUGUCUCUUUGAGAAACUAACAAAUUAAGCUCUCUUACUAUCUAAUUCUCAAAGCUGAUAGUCCAGAAAUUUCAGCCCUCCCAUAUACAGGGUGUCUCACGAAAAAG